AUGGCCCUGCCGGAUGCAACGGCAGACUGGGCGCCCGGUCAUGCGGUGUCCACUACACCACUUGCAUCCGUCUCAGCGACACUUGACGAAGCUCCGGAAGCGAUGGAUCCCGGCUGCACGUGGCCACCGAAAACGACUCAUCUGCAGCGCUCACAGGCAGUGGCAGCCAAGAAAAGCAGUAACACCGCCAGAGUCCGACCGAUGCACGAGCCGCAGACAGGAGACGCACCUCACCUCGUGUUGCAACGACUGCGAGCAAUGCCUACUGCAUGCGGGUCAGCCAUGUACAGCCCUCAUCGUCGAUGCUCCGCUGCGUCAGCGUCCAUAGUCGCCAUGGUCCACAGUCCGAGGGCCUUCGCCAACGACAACAACAAUUCUGUCGCGAAGCGAGACACCUCUGCCCAAACUGCGCCCGUCCGUUGGUUCUCUCCGAUGUUCCCGACCACUGAAUUCGGUCGUAGCAGUCGAUGCAGCAGUCCGAUUCCAGUCGGGCCUACUGGCCAUGUACCCGAUCACCCGAUUCCAUCGGACGAAGAGGAGGACGAGAGUGAAGACGAAGUCUGUACGCUGCGUCAGCAGGUAGCGUUGCUCACCAAGAGCCUCGAAGACGAGAAAAAGCGACGCGCGUCUGAGCAGCAUCUUAUGCAGACGAAAAUCAUUGAGCUCCAAAGCUUGAUCCGUGCAAACGAGCACGAGGAUAGCCGGGAGACUGAGUCUGCGGAUGCAGGCAAGAAGACAACGUCUCCAGUGCAAGAAGGCUUGAUUGCAACACGGGAGAAUCAGCUUCUGGAGAGCGGUCAAACCAAGCGACGGUCACCUCCAGCUGAGUCGUCGUCGUCUUGCAGUUGCCAGCACAAGUCGAAUGAUAAGACUGUGGAAGCAGCUGCAACGCUGCAGUUUACGCGGAUCCGUGCUAAAAUGCAUGCCAUCGUCAUUGACAGUCAGCGCGAGACCCAAACACUUCAAGCCCGAUUGGAAGGCGUGAAGCGAACGCAGAACGAACGGGAGAAACGACUCACGCUCGAGACCACAAUCAAAGUCACAAUACUCGAACAGAAGCACGCCGCAGCUUCGACAAGGCUCGAGCAGCAAGCUGUAAACAGUGAAGCGCAAGCGAAAAAGCUGCAGGCUGAAAAAACGGAGCUUCUGGCCUAUGUGCAGGCGCAACGGCAGCGUCUGAAGCAGCUGGAACUCGCUCUUGGUUGCAAGCAGCUUAUGGAUGACCUUCGAUGA
Messenger RNA from Hyaloperonospora brassicae, 1233 nucleotides. The record is from the annotation of a GenBank genome assembly. Lineage: Eukaryota; Oomycota; Peronosporomycetes; Peronosporales; Peronosporaceae.